Microbotryum saponariae is the source of this 3159-nucleotide messenger RNA. NCBI's taxonomy places the organism in Eukaryota, Fungi, Basidiomycota, Microbotryomycetes, Microbotryales, Microbotryaceae. The record is from the annotation of a GenBank genome assembly.
AUGGCGGCGUUCCUGCAAAAAGUGCAACACUCGAAUCGGGUCUCGUUAGGCCCGAAGGAGCUCGCGCCUUUGGCCGACAUCAUUGGCGCCGAGAAGCGGCUGAUGGAUGCGUACGUACCCGCUUUUCACAAUGCUGUGGUGGUCUAUGCUUGGGACAGGGCUAGGUCGUGAUGAGAUGACGGGUGCUGGAUUGGUCAGGAUGUGAAGGUGUGAUGAAAUUGCGCAAGGUGGUCGAACACUCGGGGCUUCCGCAGCACCGCCACCCCCGGAGGUCGACUUCGGCUUGGUCGGUUUGACCCCGAGCGGGCUGGGACGACGACGGCUAGGCUCGGCGCGGGGGCGUGUUGUUGAUGACGAAGAAAGUGCGGUGCGAGGGGGCGAAGAAGGUGUUCAUGUCCAUGGAAUGCGUCGGUGUACGAACCGUCUGCUCAGAAACGAGCUGCUAUCCUUACACCCUAAAGAGAGCCUAACUGACCCUUCCACGCUUGCUCCCCCUGCCCUUCCGGCCUUCCGAAUACUCGUCCACUACGCGCCUUUGGGAUGACAGGACCCAAAAACUAGCAAUGGAAGGAACCAAAGCGUCUAGUGCAUUGAAGGAAUGGGGUGUAGCCGAAGGACCCGAUCUGGGGGUAUGUUGGCAUCCACGCUUUUAAGACGAAGAGGCUAGCGCUCGAUGAACAACUGACCUCGUCUUGUCUGACUACGUGCAGGACAUCUUGACCAAGAUUUCCAUGUUGUACGACUAUGCUUCUUCCGCCGAAAGGGCCUAUGCCGAACACACCGGAAACGCUCGGUAAGUUCGCCGAGAGAGGUCACGCGACGUCAUCACCUGCUCAUCACCGUUCGCUCCUUCAUCUACAGCCUUCACUUCAAAGAGAUCAGGACGAGGGAAGAACACUUGACAUCGUUGAAGAAGAGCAAAGAGACUUUGGGCAACAAGAUCGAGAACCUCGACCGAAAGGUUCGUGAUGACGUCGUUGAGCGCCGGUCAUGAUCGAACGGCAACCUGAUCAUCACCCCCUUCUUGUGACGGCAGGUGUCCAAGAUGAAGGAGGAGAACAAGGACUUGCCCGCGAGCAUCCACCGACUGAGCGAGAUGCGUAGCGAGAUGAUCGGCCUCGAGCAUUCGGUCCUCAACGAGGAGAGCAAGCUCGGCGACUUCAAGCGCUCGAUCGUCCGUGAAGCCAUGAGCCUCAAGCUCGGUGCCUUACUCGAAAUGGCGGAAAAGAUGGUCGUCGUCGCUGAACUGGGCAAACUCAUGAUCGACGAGAUUCCGACCGAAAGGACCGAACCGGGCGCUCCUCGCGCUCACUACAACAGCUAUGAUCGCACGGACGAGUUGAUGCAACAGGCGCAGAGGUGCAUCCAGGACGUCGUCUUCAACCCCGUCCCACUUAGUGAGGGCCAACAGUACGACCAUGACCGAUACCACACGGCCGAAGACGAUUUUCGAGCUGCGCAGCCACAGGGUGGCGGUGCUCCCGUCGACGACUACCGAGGCGGUUAUGGAGGUAUGGCCGAAGAGAAGCAAUGGAGUGGACCGAACGACCACUACGGUGGCCAACACGAGCGGUACGCGUCGGAAUCACAGGCCCCCGCUCUGCCCGAAAUUUACUCGCAACCCCUCUUGCCCCCCGGUGCCGGAUCCGGCGGUUUCAGCGGCAACAAAGGCCGAGAGCAGCAGCAGCAGCACGACCAAAACGGGUCGAACGGUGCUUUGGCCGCUCCUUUCGCCCACUACGAGCAGUACAACCAGACCUCGUCCCCCUACUCGGGUUCGAACGGCAGCCACGCCCCCUACGUCGACGCCCCGAGUGGAUCGAAUCGACCGUCGUUCGAGCACCCUGCAACCACGCAGGAUCCGUCGCAGGCGCGCGCGUCGUACGAACAGGAGUCACCUGCGCUGGCCAAGGAACGUGAGCAGGCCGAGGAAGCUGCCCGUGGGGCCCAACAGCCCAAUCCUUGGCGCCAGGACUCGCAGCCCAACGUCGCCUCGACUCGAGAAGCGGAAGGUCACAAUCAGGCUUAUGACAACGGAAGUGAUGUGGCACCGGCGGCACCUUCGCCAGCUUAUGUGGCACCGGCGGCACCUUCGCCAGCUUAUGUGGCGCAGGCCGAACGACCUCGCACACCGGUCCAAGAGCAGCAAGAGCAGCCUACCUAUGUUUCGCCCUCGGCCAUUGGUUCCAAUGCGCUGCCCAACAACCGCGCUUCUCCCGUCAUCGGCGGCGUGUCGGCCUUUACUCACCCCGACUAUGAUCGACCCUACGUCCCCAAGGCCGGGGAUGGUGCCUACCACGGGCAACCUGCGGGAGCGCCUCCACUUCCCAGCAAUUCCAACGCCUCCGGAAAAAACACGGCCUACCUUCCGCCCGUCAACACCGCUCCUGCGCCUCCACCCAUCACCCCCACCCCGACUUCCCCCUCCUCGUCGAGUGGUAACCGUCGACCUGUCGUGAUCCGCGGUGAAUCAGCUCUGGGUUCGAAGCACGGCGACGUUUUUGUCGCGAACCGAGCGCCGAUCGACGGCGGUGCCUUGAACGCCGCCGCACCGAGUGGCCCAAACGUCUCGUCGAGUGGAUACGCCGCUGGAACGGGUGCAGGAAGCGCGAGUGGUUACUACCGUUCCUCGGAUGCCAACAGCGGUAGUGGCAAAAUCCCCGCCGGUGCGUUCCGUCGCGGUCCUUCGAACCAAUACAUGGCCGGCGGUGUCGUUGCAGGUGGCCAGAUGUUGCCCGGACCUCCUAGAGCGAACGAUUUUGGGCCUUCGACGACGAAUAAUGGUGCUUCGCCUUCGCCUAGCGAAUCAAUGUCGAUUCGGGAUCAGUACUUGGCGAGGGAUGCGGCGCUGUUGCAGCAGCAGCAGCAGACGGAGGGGCUUACAGGUGUGGGUGCAGGUCCCCGGUUCGAUGUGAGUUUCAUUUCAAGGUGUUUUGAGGUAUUAUUCUGACACCAUCGUUUUCUCCAUAGGUCACACCUCUCAACAUCUCGAACCGCAACAGCGUAAUCGGUGGAUCGGCCCCUUCCGAAGUCGGAUCCUCUAUCGCCCCACCGUCGUACCACCCUUCGGCGCCGUCACAACCAUCAUUCUCGCAGCAACAAGGUUCUCGAUCAGGGUCAGGCUUCAACUCGUCCCACUUUGUUACGAGGUUGGAUUGA